ACCGACCUCUCUACAUUCUUCACGGCUUUAUCAUUACACUGUUGAUUUCGUGAAGCAAAUCCGUUCGAUUUUACAACAAAAACACACGAAAGAAUCAAAUCCAAAAACUCCAUUGUUCUUCAUUUUCCAAUUCGACCAAUUUCUUCUUCUUUCUCCUCCUCUCUCUCUUCAAUUCAAGAGAGAGAAGGCGAUUUCUGUUUCUCCACUGGACCAGUCGAGAUCCGAUCCUUAUCGGGUUUGAAAAAACUUGGACUCUUGUGUUUGUCUGUGGCUUUUGGACUAUUUUAGAGAGAGAAGUAGAGAGACUCUUUGAAGUGUGAAGAGAGAGAGGAGAGUUUAUAGGGCAAAGAGCGGCGAGAUCUCAAUACUCGUUACGUUUUUGCGAGUAUUUUUUGUUUUGGGCAUUUUGUCGAACAGAUGGUGGGCAUUUUUUCAAGGUUUUCUUCUAGCAGAACAGGGCAUCGACGAGCUCAAAGUGCGCUUGAUGGGAAAGGACUGCCUCCAAACCCUGAGAAUACUGGUGUUAGUGCAACCCCUGCUGCUGUUUCUCAUGGAAUUGAAGUAGCAGUCGAGUUUAAGCCUGUUGAACACCCGAUCGAGCCUCACGACAACGAUAAGCCAAUUCAGUGCCCGUUGCCUGAACCGUCUAUUCUGAAUGAUGGAAGAAUAUGGAAGGAACGAGUAUCGAGUAUACGAAAACUGCCAGAUUUGCCUGUAAUGAAAGAAGCAGAAGUCGGUGACACGAGACCACGGGCCACACGAACAAUCUUACCAUCCAUCAGCGCUCCCGAACACAACAUCCUAAACCUGCUCAAGGAAUCCGGGAUGUAGCAUAACUAGUUGUGUUCUCAUCUGGAAUUUAGAGUUCCCUAUACAAUAUUUUCUAAAGUUUGCACCCUCCUUCCAGAUUUUUACCUUUAUUGUUUUUCCAUGUACAAUAAUAGCAUGUCACAGGUUCAGUGUUUACAUAAUAUAUCAAAAGUUUAGCCUUCA
Molecule: messenger RNA, 993 nt
Organism: Cucurbita moschata (crookneck pumpkin)
Lineage: Eukaryota; Viridiplantae; Streptophyta; Magnoliopsida; Cucurbitales; Cucurbitaceae
Exons: 3
Coding region: 418-831 (137 amino acids)
Source: RefSeq, a predicted model, not a curated record